Molecule: messenger RNA, 7162 nt
Organism: Dinoponera quadriceps
Lineage: Eukaryota; Metazoa; Arthropoda; Insecta; Hymenoptera; Formicidae
Biological process (GO): regulation of transcription by RNA polymerase II
Cellular component (GO): SAGA complex
Molecular function (GO): transcription coregulator activity
Source: RefSeq, a predicted model, not a curated record
GCAUAUAUGAGGCCUCCAAUGAAGAGCACUGCAGUUCAAAUCGCAAGAAUCGCCGCCAUUACUCUGAUUACAAUGUCCAUAGUCUUUGGCAGUUUCAUCCUGGCAGCGUCCUGGGUUCAGGCUAAAGCUUCCUGCACACCGGAAUCAAUUGCGACGAUGCAGCGUGAGCUGCAACAGCAACAACAACAGAUUCCUAGAACUUAUCAGUCGCAAGGUGAAUUUCUGAAACAUCUGCAACCGGAGGCACUCGUGCAGGAAUCUGUCGAAUCAAAAGAUUCUCAGCAAAACCUCUCUAUGCCGACAAAGAAGGAGGCUGAUGCAGAUACCAAGGAUAUAAAAGUCCAAGGAGAAAGAGAGAACAGUUCGAAAUCUGACAGCGAGAACGGUGACCACGAUGAUGACGAUGACGAUUACGAUGACGACGAGUUCCCUCCCGUGCAUAUUAAACUUCCUCUUCAGUUGGAUCUCGACGAUAUUGCAGGUACGCUGAUUCAGCAAGCUCGUAGUAGAGUUUCCUGCGUGGUUGAACGACGACGGGCCGACGAGGUGAUGGACGGAACCAGUGACAACGGCCUGGAUAACAGUACUGAUUCGCAACGUUUCCAAAGACUGAGCGGCGAGCGAGUUGCCAUCUUGUGUGAGUCAGGCAGUCCAAACCAGGAGCAACAGGAGCAGGAAAUGCUCACCCCGAUCAUCGUGCCUCUUGGCACCGUGCAAAUUCCCUUACAAUCUCAAGAAUCCAAUCCAGGCUACCAUCAGUACCAAAUACAUACACAAUAUCAGGUUCCCGAUAUGCAGCAACUGCCGCUCAGUGAUCCACGAGGAUUAAAUCACAUCCCACCAGGUUUACUUCCCUCUGAGCUCCGUAACUUGCCUCAAUUAACUAUGGAGAUGAGACCGCCUCGAAUGGGUUCAGAAACACCUAUGAUGGGUCCACAGAAUAUUCCAACGGGAUCUCAAGUCGAGAUGCGUCAAAUCCCCAUCGAACUGCGUCACUUUCCGAUAGAUCCUAUAAGGGGCAUGCGGCCGAUGAUUCAGGAACCGCGUCAGGAGCUGCAACCACAAGUUUCGGUAAUGUAUCAGCAAGCAGAGCAAGUUCCUAACACCUACAAUCAGGAACAGCAAGGUCCUGCUAUGAUGCCGCCACCUCCUCCUCUCUCGCAAGUCGAGGCACAAGAUCAAAAAAUACAUCAGUCCGUGAUGAUCCCGCAGACCGAACAAAGACCACCGAUCGCACCUCAAGUUACGCCCGAGAAGCCGCGUUCUCCCUUCCAAGGCAUCCCCAUUGAAAUCAGAAGAAUUAUUCAGCAGGUACCAUUAGAAAUCAAGAACAUUAUUCAGCACAUCACCGGCGAAACCAGACCAUUCCCAGUGCAAGUACCGGAGGAAACACGUCGUGAAGAACUCAAGUCGUUCCCAGAAGGCGCACGAGCGAUACCCUUAGGACCAUUCCCACUUCCAGUAGAAGUGAGAAAUUUGAUCGAGCAUGGAAACAUCGAAGGCCGCCCGGAUGGCAGAGAUGAGCAGCAGGAAGCGAAACCCUUCCUAGGCCCGGAGGAUGAGACCGACGAUGUCGAGAGGAACUUCCCAGUGCCUAUGGAAAUUCGUAAUAUAAUUCAUCAGGUCGUGGAGGGUCGUGCUUUCCCGGUUUCAAGAUUUGCGCUAAGACCGAUUGAGUCUCUGGAGAUACCAAUAGAAGCACGUGCUGAAGUGACUAACGAUCAGUCCACGGAACAACAACCCGAACAACGACAACAAGUCGACCAGCACCAAGCAACGCAUAUGUUACUUCAGCAACAGCAACAGCAGCAACAGCAACAAUCUAUGCAGGAGACUCGCCCACACUUUGUACAACCACGUUCUGUGCGCUCCGCGCCGGAUGAAGUCUUCCUUCAUCGUCGUGAGAAACGUGUGCGUCGUUGCGCUUGCGAUUGUGCAUGUUAAAUGAUGCUGCCAACAGCCGCAUCUGUUAGACGGAUCGAGUCAUCGAGUCCAUGCAAGGCCUUAAAAUGAAGAAAAAUGGCCUUUAAAAGCACGUCACUAACAUUAUGAUCAGAACUUGAAUUCGCCGCGGUCUUAGCGAAAGAAAUACUUGCGCAUAUUUUUGUCGACGUUGCAACCGCUGUGAGCGGCGAUCGCACCGAAUCCCCAUAAACUAAAAUAGAUUAUUAUAGCAGGCUACAACGUUCGUGUAAUUUCCCUUCAGGUUUCCCUAGAUUCCAAAACUUUUAAUGAAAACAUGAAAAUUCUCAGUUUCUCGUUAAAAUAAGUUCGUUGCGAAAAAAAAUUUAAAAAAUAAUGAAACAUUGCACAAAGUCGAUAAUAUUUUUAUGUUUUACGCAGCAAAAAACAACUUAAAGGAAAACAUUUAUUAAGUCAUUGCUACAAUCAUUUAUUUAUGAUCUUACGAACUUUUGCAACAGGUAAGUACGCCCGCUAAUUAGAGCGUACAGUUGACGAUUACAAUUGUAUUGGCUCAUUGAAAAAUAACGUUUGGUUUUGCCAAUAACACUGAUCGACAUUCUAUAAGUUUCCUAAAAAAAGGAGAAUGGUUUCCCGUAAAUUUUUGGUCGCUGAAAACGAUGCUGCUCUCAGAAUUUGCCUUUCACGUUGUCGAGAAAUAUGGGAUUGAAAACCUUAAAAAAACAUGUUUUUGGCAAUAUUUGAAAAUAAAACUAUUUCGUAGCGGACAAACCUGAAAUGUUAGAAACUUGUACGAGGUCUUAAAUGAAAGUUAAAACAUUAUAUUAGAGCCCAAAUAUAUCCAAUAUUAAGAAACUAUUUAGAUGUGCCGCGCAGAAACGUGUGUUUUUAGUAGCAUGCAUGCGUAGGCCCACUCGUCACUGCAUGCUAGGAUGGAAGUAGGGAAACUUAAUAGCAGAAAAAAUUGUAUAUUUAGGUUCUAGAAUAAUGUUUAUACUUUCAUUUAAGGAGUUACAUCACCUUGAUAGCCUGGAAAAGAUAGGUAAUUUUUGGAAUUUUCUUAGCCAAACAAUAAAGUAAAUGAAAAAUCUGUUAUAAGGCUUUUAUUAAGUGACAUUUUAAGAAUAAAAUAAUAUUUUUUAACUUCUCUUUAAGAAAAAAAUGGCGACUGUGGAGACGUUGUACGGAAGAUUGUUUGACGACGUCAGUCCAAUUGGCGUUGCAAAGUUCUAGUACCCAGUAUGACCUAGAUACUAAAAAUAUACACGAUACUAAAAGUGUUUAUUAUCUUCAUAAUAUCUAAAGAAAUACAUUGGGGUUUUUCGAAAUAUUGAUUUUUGCGAAAAUGGUAAGAAUUUGAAAAAAAGGUUCGCUUUGCGGCUAAAAAUUUUCUGUUAAAAAUGUCGAUAAAAAAAGUAUUUAAUAUAUCGCAAAAUCCCUAUAUACUUUUUCAGAUUGUAUCAGUUAGAAGAUUCUAUCAAAAUUUGAAGUAAAUUGGAUAAGUAGUUUAUAAGAUCUUCACAACAAUAACUUUAGAAAAGUGAUUUCGAGAAAAACGCGUAAAGAUUUGCUUUACAAUAUUUCGUGUUUAAAAUGCAAAAUAUCACUUUUACUCUGAAAUUCUUGCACUAUACAGCCGUCCAAAGUUAGUAUUCGCCUCUUUUUCUUCCUUUCGGUUUAUUUAUUUUAAGACGAUCUCCGUUCGUCUUUGGCGACAUCAAACAUCAAGUGCUCAGCAGUUUUCACGCGUAGAGCGUUCGCAUUGGCGCAAAAAUUGUAACAAUUAUGGCCAAUAGUCAGGUUUAACUUGCAUAAUUUCCAUUAUGCUCGUUCAUCCAUCAUUAAAAUAGCAAUAUCUGUUGCUAUAUUUAGGAAAAUUUUAUCGUUCGAAGAUGUUUUUGGUGUUAUUGGCCAUACAACAGCAUAAAAAUUUUCGUUAUUGUUUUACGUAAAACCUCCUAAACAGCGUGUUAAUAAAUCGUUGUUGCUCAAAUUCUCAUAAAUAGGUUUCAAAGUAUUGAAAACUUCUAUACGCAGAGAUGGUUUAUGCGUAUACACAUCUAGUGUUCCAGAAAUUUGUGCUCUCUGCCAUGAACACCACGAAUCUUCGCCAAUCAGGCAGUAGUCAUGUUACGAUUUUUCAUCUGUAGAAGUUUUAUGGUAUAACGUCGCCCAAAUUUCUUUCUUCAUUUUCUCCACAGAAACGUAAUUUCGGCGAAGUUCGUAAUAUAUUGUUAAUUCGUUUAUUAACUUUGCUGUAAAUUCGCCCUUUCCGAGGCCUUUCGUUUUUCUUACAGCACGAAGUCAUGUGUCCGUAUCCUUUUGUACGUGGUCGAUACAUUCUUUCUUGGAUACAAUGAUAUCUGCGUAAGGCUGAACAUGUACAAUACAUUUAAAUGUCUUGCUGUCUCCGUCGCCAAUAUAAUUACAAUAUUUCAAAUUAUGUAAAGUUUUGGAACGGGAAAACAUCUCGACAACGACGUCUACCUCCAUCUUGCCAACUGAUCACUCAUGAUUUAUUUAACAUUCUUCAUUAUGGGGGUCAUCCCGUGUGACGACUGUUUUUUAAGGUUUUUUUUUGCAUUUUUUUGUGGCGAAAUGAAAACAUACAGAGCUUCCAAAUUUUUACUAUAUAUUUAUUACAUCUUAAACUAUAUGUGUAAAUUUUUUUAUUUAAAAAUAUGGCGUCGAUGGCGAGUUACAUCACUGGAACGGCACCCAUGUAAAAAAAGCAGACAAACGGUGCCCACGAUUCCGGCACACUGGUUUAUCGGAAAUCAAAAAAUCAAAUUGCAUUUUAAUCCAUAGGUGAAUGGCUAUCGUGGGAACUAGGAUUUUUUGAAAAUAUUAAAAAUUCAAUUUUUUGCAUGCAUUUAAAAAUUAUAACUCAAAAUAGCAUGAUUUUUUGCGACUAUUUUUUUAUGCGGACAAAAACGGUUUAAUAUUUUUUAAAAAUUCUAGUUCCCACGAUAGCCACACAUGUGCUGAAUCUACCAAUAAAAUUUUAUUUAAAUCCAUUGAACCGUUUUCGAAAAAUCCUGGGCACCAGUUAAAAAAUCCUUUGCCAAAAUUACUUUGUCAGUAUAUUCUAUACAUGCUCUAGAUUAGAUUUAUGAAAAAAAAAAUCGAUUUUUUGAAGCCGUUACACGGGAUGACCCCCUUAUGAGAAUCAAACCAUAUUGCAUACUCUGCAGUGCCUUCCUUACCCUUUUAAAACUUACAGGGUUUACAAUACUUUGAUUUUAUAAAUAUAUCUAAGAUUUUGCCUAUGUACCAUCCCUUUAAUAAAACUAUCCUAUAUAACGAUGAAAAACUCCUCUUUCUCCACGUUCCAUCGCCAAACACUGUUAUAUCGUUAGUUUCCCCUUUUUCUAUAGACUCGUUCUUCUCCUCGACAGUUGCCUUUUUCAUGCAUCUCUCACGAACAGCUGCUGUGGCGACGGAAAUGGCUCGAACGGCUAUGUCAUAAAAUAAUUGAAGAAUUGGAUGUGACAAAUCCAUAAUAGCACACAAUUUCGUAAUGUCUUGUAAACCAAUGCUCAAUAACCGCAUAGCAAAUACAAUACGACAAUUAAUAUCGUUUGCAUGAUUGUCAGAAAGGGGGUUAGCAUUCAUAAAACUUAGUUCACAUUUUGUACAAACAACAACGAUUUUAAAUUCUAAGUCACGAUGACUUAUUUCUUGAAACUAUAUAUUUGAGCCACACUUCUUGAACACUAUUAGUUCGGAUAUAGCUGAGAAUCAAACCAUAUUGCAUAUUGCUGAGAAUACAUUUAUAAAGUUUAAAAAACGAUAUCCGAAUGAUGCGUCGACGCAGAUAUCAUAAUCGUCUUUACACAUUUUCAACUUUUUUGCAGACGUGCUCAUAUCCUUAGUGACUUCCUCCAGAGAAUAUCUAUUUAACGGUCAUCUAUUAGAGAUUCUGGACUUGCUGACUCGUAUACUACUUUGCUUGGCACCUUUUUUGUAUUAUACACAGGUUUAAUGUCUCUUAUGACUAUAUAAAUACUUUAAAAUAUGACAACUUUUUACAAAACACGAAUAUAUAACUGUUCUAUAACAAAGCGUCCAAAGGACGUCAUAUACACAGCUGUACUGAUGCCAACUGCAUCAUAUGUAGCGAAAAAGAUUGCUGCCAUUUAUUAUUGUCAUUUAUAACUAUAUAUCGAAGUAUAUAUCUGUCGAUACUGUUUCUUUUGCCUUUUCAAAGUUUAGCCGCGUUGAGCCUUUCUGAGCCGUUCGACGGCGCUGCGGCGCGCUCCACUAAACGGGCUUAAAACUCGUAAAAAAGAAAUUGAAUUCCAUAUUUAAACUAUUAGAAUCUAAUUUUUAAGACUAUCUUUAAGUCAAAAAAUCGAUUUGCUGAAGCCUUCAAGGUGGUGUAAUCCCUUAAGAUUUUGUACAAAUUUCUAGCACGUCAGGUUUGUCUGCUAUGAUUUUUUCAAAAACUGCCAAAAAUGCGUUUUUUAAGAUUUUCAGCCUUAUUUUUCUCGAAAACGUUACGUGAUAGGCAAAUUCUGAGGACAACAUCAUAUUCAGCGAUUAAAAAUCUAUGGGAAACUCUCCUUUUUCAAAAAACUUUUAGGAUAUUGACCAGUGUAAUUGAUUUCAAAGUAAUUUGUUUCAGAAUACUGAAUCUUAGUCAUCGACGCGGAUCAAGAAAACUAUUUAAUAAACAACGUAAAGUGUUAUAAACAUAUUACUAACAUAAGUCAUAAAUUUUCGAGGAGAUUAAACACGAGUGAUAUUUUUCAAACCGAUACGUCGAUUAAACUAUUUCGUAGAUGGAAAGAGUGGCAAGUGUAGUUGAAAUCUGUUAUCCUCUUCUGUACCGGAAACGUAUUUCAAGAAUCAGCAAACGAAUAUGGCUUGAUUUUAACAGGUUAUUAAUUAUUGUGUAUUAUUAUUAAGCGUUUCUGUACAAUAAUUGUCCGUUCAUAUUUCGUUAAUAAUUAUACAUUUUUCCUCUUUUGCUUCCUAUCCUUUUCGUAAUGAUAGAGAGGAUCACCCUACGUAAAAGUGGAUCUAAGCUUAUCGAAAAUACAGUAUGUUUUUAUUUUAAUUAAUCCAAUUGAUUAUUUACGGAUAUAUUUCUGUGAACUGUGUUUGUGCUUCUUCGGGGAAAUUAAUUUAAGCUUCGAUUAUUUUAUUGAUUUACGUUCUCUAUGUAUUCUACGUGUUUCCUUUUUCCUUUUUAUCAUGACAAAUAAUAAAGUGAUACGAUAUUCGUUAGAUUCAA